Messenger RNA from Clupea harengus (Atlantic herring), 2730 nucleotides. Its product is annotated as microfibril-associated glycoprotein 4-like. Lineage: Eukaryota; Metazoa; Chordata; Actinopteri; Clupeiformes; Clupeidae. The record is from RefSeq and is a predicted model, not a curated record. Bases 1196 to 1942 code for a protein of 248 amino acids. The transcript has 6 exons. Gene Ontology annotation, biological process: elastic fiber assembly.
UCCAGUUGAGGUAGCUGAGUUCACAGUGAAAAUACACAUAAAGGAAUUAUUCAUUGAUUCAAUAUUACAAACACUAUUCUCAAAUGUAGGCUCAUAUUUGUUUAAAGAUAAAUGUAAAACAAGUACGCUGUGAUGAACUAUUCAAAAGUAAACUAUAUACUUUUAUAGAAAAGCUGGAGAUGAAAAUUAGAGAUGGGUUAAUCAGUAAAAUGCAGCGUUGAUGGUAGUUUGGAGUCCAGAGAUGGUAACAGCUGGGGCAUGAGGAGAAAUGAGGCCAGUUGGAAACGCAACACACUAGCUCGCCCAGAUUUGGCCCGAUAAUAGAAACACGGCUAUUGUCUCCUGUUGUAUGGAUGUGGAUGCCAGGUAGUUCUGUCAGCUCAUGUCAGGGAAUGUUGACUCCUGCUGGUGUAGCUACUAACUGCACCUCAUACUUGUGGAUUGUUUUCAGAUCAGCUGCGGUACGAAUUGGACAAGAAUCUGUUUGGACUUUUUUGUUGGAAUAGCGAGCUUACCUUUGGGUGACCGUAGCCAGCCAACAAUGAAAAGAUUGCAAACAAAUACAUUAGCUGAUAAACUUACAGUGUAGGACUUUUGCCAUUGUCAAAGUUUAAUGUUGCACUCGUUCAUGUACGUUCAGUGUCCUCAACCUGGCAACCUGCAGUACCCAUUUUAAAUGCUUGCGGUCAGUGUUACAUAUUGGUUCUCUAAGAUUCACAGUGCUUCAUGUCCCAAACCUGCACGGUCUCAUGGGUCCUCUGGAUAAUCAGGAAGCAACUGAUCAGUGAUGACAGCAUACCUACCGCAUACUCUCAAGGCUCAUAUAAAAGUGCCCAAAUUGUGAAGUUAAGCUUAUCUAUUUAGCAGAUGCUUUUAUCCAAAAUAACGUCCACAAAGUGAAAAACGUGAUUCUGGGCUUGUAUUUACCCAGCAUAGACUAAUGUCUGCACUUCUCAAUUUCAUACUUACCUGUUAAUCUACAUUCUACAAGUUUACUUUCUGUUAAAAGGGAGUUUUUUAUGUAACAAAGCAAGUCAUACUGGUUGCACUUCUACAACUUUGUUUAACCGCCCACCUCUGUCACCUGCUCAAAGGCGUAAUCCCCACUGCACUAUAAAAGAAGUGGUGAGUGCAAGCACCAGAGUGAUAACCCCGGGACAGCUGCACGUAACCAAAGACACCAGAGCUGGGCACCAUGAUGGUUUACUGGUCCCUUGCUCUACUUCUUCCCCUGCUGGUGCAGUCUCUCCCCAUCACUGAGGAGGACCUGCCUAUUGACUGUGAGGAUGUCUUCAGAAACGGAUCGAUUCACAAUGGCGUUUACACCAUCUACCCUGUAGGACAGGAAGUGCCUAUGGAGGUGUACUGUGACAUGGGCUGCACUGAUAAUGAAAACCAUCAAAGCCAUUGGACAGUGAUCAUGAGGAGAAUGGAUGGCACUGUGAAUUUUGACAGGCCAUACAGUCAUUACGAGGAGGGAUUUGGAAAUAAGAAUGGAGAGUACUGGCUGGGUCUCCAGAACAUGCAUCUGCUCACAUAUAGGACAAAGUAUAUGUUGAGAGUGGACAUGGAGGACUUUGAGGGGGGGAAGGUCUAUGCUCUGUACGGAACCUUCUUUCUAGAAUCAGAGUCGGAUGGGUACAGACUUCGAGUAAUUGACUUCAGCAAUGGCGGUGCAGGUGAUUCUCUGGCCAAUCACAACGGACAACGGUUCUCUACCUUUGAUAGGGACCAGGAUGCCUGGUAUUGGGGUCAAUGCAAUCAAGAUCAUAAAUGGGGAGGAUUUUGGUUUCACCAUUGCACGAAUGCCAACACAAAUGGUCGAUACCAAUGGAAAAACUACCGUGUCAAUGAUGGGUCUGGUUUGAAUUGGUCUGGAUGGACUGUGUCCUCACUGAAGGCCAUUUCUAUGAAGGUUAGGAGGUUAUCUUUGGAUGAUUAAGUAACUAGUUGAAGACGUCUCUGGUUUAUUGGUCAUACACCAAUUAAACUUGAACUGGUCAUCCUGUUUAAGAAUGGACCAAGACCAUUUUUUCUGAUAUAAGAUGUAUUAAGAACAGACUAAGAUUGAUUGUUUUUAUAUAUAUGAAGUGAAAAAGUCAUGAUCUCAUUUUUUCAGUAAUUAACUGCUUUUGAUCUGUCCUUGCAAACACGCUGCAUGUUGAUUAAUCAUUGAGUGUUUUUUGGCUGUUCCAUUCCUUAAUUUGCCUUCUGUCUUUUAAAUGAAGCCCCAAAUAAAUAUUUCAACCUUGCCAUCUGGAAAUGAUUUUUUCCCUCAAUUCUAAUGUGUGUUCUGAUGAAGUGAGGUGUUGAAGCACAGCUUUAUGUGUUGAUGCUGGGGUGAAGUGAACUAAUUUGAAUUUGCUUUGUCAAGAUUAAUCAAAUGAGAAAAUCUCCAGCAUGUCUAAAUGGUUGGGUCAUUAACAUCAGCAUGGUAACAAACUUUAACCCAUUUGCGUGCGUCUCCCUUAAGACCCAGAUGCUAUGUGAGAGCAUCUGGCAUUUCGAACAUAGCCAAUAUGAUCGUUUUCAGGUUCCGUGACCCAGUAGCGGCUGGUGGCUUGGCUCACUGAGACUACUUAACAUACGCGCGCGCACAUAGUCUAGUAGUUCUUGUAAAUGCAUCCCACAACGGGAUCAAAAUGAGUGAAGGCUCAAUCAGCUGACCUAAGGAAAACGGCCUGCUUUUUCAAAGCAACACUUGCACACGUCUCACCCAUAGACUCAACU